Messenger RNA from Penaeus vannamei (Pacific white shrimp), 972 nucleotides. The record is from RefSeq and is a predicted model, not a curated record. NCBI's taxonomy places the organism in Eukaryota, Metazoa, Arthropoda, Malacostraca, Decapoda, Penaeidae.
AUGGGACUCAGUGUCUCAGUCUCUACACGAAGACACCAAGGAAGGGACACCAUGGAUCAGACCCUUGAAUCUCAAGCCUCCAUGGAGUGCUCCGUCAGCUCCUCACUCUUCGUGGCGAUAACCUUUCUGACCAUGGUUGAGGGCGUGUUGACCCUGUUUAUAUACAUCAAAGAGCGGCGUUUGAGGAAGAGAGAGCCGAGCCCUUUCGUGUACAGUCUGGCCGUCAGUAUCACCCUGCUGUCUGCGCUCUCCUUCGCCUUCAACGUCAGACUCCUUUCGCGUUCGUGUCCAAACGACAGGAGUGUCAUGUGGUGCGUCGUGUUGAACAUUCUCCUGCGGUACCUGCACGUCGUCUCCUGCUUCUGCGUGACGUGUCUGGCGCUGUACCGAUACCUGUACCUGUGCUGGCCCCUCCGCUACCCGAUGCUGGUCACCAAGCGCCGCUGUUGCUACGUCACUCUCGCCUGCUGGACGCUGCCCUUCGCCCUGGUUGCGGUGCCGUCUGCGAUCGACGGUCAGGCUCCGUGCGCUGACAUGCAGGUGACGGUCUCCUUCUAUGCCACCUACGUCGUCUUGUACAUCCUAGGCGCCCUCGCCACCUUCGUCGCGUACCUCCUGGUGGCGCUGGAGUUCAGGAGGAAGCACCACAGAGCUUCGCCGAACGCAGACAUCGCCAAGUUCGACUUCCUCGCGAAAAUCAUAAUGGUCGUCGUGAGCAUGACCCAGGUCGAGAUAGCCCAGAUGAACAGGAACAUCCCGGCCCUCCUGCAGCGCCUCCACCUCCUGCUGUUCCUCCCCUUCUACGCCUGGGCCAAUCCCUUCUUCCGCGCCGCCCUCACCAGCUGGGCCAAGAGGACGUGGUCGAGGAUGACCUGCGGAGACGGCGAGGGCGACUUCGACCUCCACAGCAACGGCACGAACGGGGACUCAGCCGAGAAGACGGAGAAGUUGCGGCAAGAACCUUCUGUCUGA